GCGGCUCCUGCAAGAUGGGUGAGCGAGACCGAGAGUUUGCCGAGGAGGUGGCUCCGCCACGCCCACCCCUCCCUUCCCGGAACAAUGGACGGUCCCGACGCCCGCACUCCAGCGGGGACGACGGCCGAUCCCGGGCACCGCCUCCUCCGCAGGAGCGGAAACCUUCACUUAGAAGGGGAGGUGGAAUCGGGAGCCCAUGCUUCCCCCGCGGCGGCCGCACAGUGGACUCGUCCAGCGCUUCCCGCCCGGGCCACUCACUCUCGGGCGGCGGCCGCUAGCGUACCGGGGCACCUGGGGACGGGGAGGCGAGACCAUCCAGCACCCGUGGGGGAGGGAGAAACCACCACACCUGCGUCAGGGGAAGGGGCGAACUACCUGAAAGGACCGGGGCGCUGCAAAGAGGGCAGUAGAAGGUGCAGAAAGAGAAAGGAAACUAGAGAUGCUGCAAGGCCCAGGUCCAGCCUGGCGCCCUUCCCGCCCAGCUCAUCUUGCAGAUCUGUGGCCUCUCUUCCCCUCCCUAAACCCACAGCUCUACUCCCAGAUGAGACCUUCCCAUCUAUUCAUUCUUUCCUAGAAAGCCAAAGGGCGUGGGAGGGACAUACGCAUGCGCAUCGUGCGCAGGAGGCCCCCCGUGAGGCCCGGAAGAGACUCGAGUGCGUGGUGAGCUGGGGUUACCGCGGAAAAGAAGCCACUGCACCCCAAAGCUACGUGGGCUUUUUCUUCCAGGACACAAUGGACCCCUGGGGGCCAGCCCCCCAGCCUUUCCAGCGGCCUGAGAAACCUGGUCGUGUCCGCCGUCGGAAGACCAGGCGGGAGCGCAACAAGGUCCUGAUGGGCAGCCGCCGACCAUUGACCCGUCAGGAUCCUCUUGUGACCAGUCAGGAUCCCUCUGUGGUCCCUACUGCUCCCAAGCUUGUGGUCAUAACCCAGGGCCGGCUGAGCCGGGAGCACCGGGGUCUCUUCAACCAUGAGGUGAAAUCUCUGGACGUGGCGCGGCUGCUUAGCUGUGAGUCCCUGGAGCCAGGCACCCCUUCACUACCCACCAAACCCUCCCCAAGCCCAAGUCGGGCCCAAGAACCGGCCCCGCAGUCAAGGGACAAGGAGAACCAGGUGCCUAGAGGCUCGGGCCCAGGCCCACCCAGUCCCCCAGAGUUCCCUGGCUUGGGGCAGCUGCUGGAGGAGCUGCAGUGCCAGCUGAUUCUGCCGCAGGCCUUCCCCAGGAGGAACCUAGUACAAGAAGCCAGAGAUGCCAUCGUGGGCACCUUACAGGCUUGCCAUGGCUGUGUGCCCGACCUCACCCUGGUGCUCCGUGGCUGCCAGCCACCCUUACCAGGGACCAAGCCUGGUGGCCCUGAAAGCCGAAGGAUGACACCCUCCUGGAUCAACAGCCCCGAGCAGGCCCCAGGGGAGGGGAGGCAGAGGAGGCAACAGAGGACAAAAGAGCUCGCCUUUGCCAUGCCUCACACCUCCAGCACUCCCAUGGUGCACAGGGUGAGCCUGGCACCGCCAAAAGGUCCCUGGCCACCUCCCUUGCCCUUGUUGCCUUCCCCAUCCGGGGCAGCCUGGGGCCCCCCAACAGCCUUUGACCUGCUGAAAAGCAUCUGGCUGGUAGCCACACCACCCCCUCCGCGGUCCUGGGGGGUCGGGCCACAACAACCCCUGCCUCAGCCACCAUCACCCUUGUUGCCCAGAACCUCUGCCCUGGACUGGAGCCCCAGCCCCCCUGCCCCACUGCCUAGCCUAUCCUGGGCAGUGGCCCAGAACAGCCCAGAGGCCUGGUCCUUUCCACCCAUGAGACUGUACUGAGGGGCUGAGGCUGGGCUGGGGGCACUCCUAAUCACCUCAAUAAAGUACCUUCUACUUGGUCCUCUUGAUUUU
This is a messenger RNA of Ailuropoda melanoleuca (giant panda), 1878 nucleotides long. It is a transcript of the gene PRR19, whose product is annotated as proline rich 19. Lineage: Eukaryota; Metazoa; Chordata; Mammalia; Carnivora; Ursidae. Bases 85 to 1806 code for a protein of 573 amino acids. The record is from RefSeq and is a predicted model, not a curated record. The transcript is spliced from 6 exons.